Molecule: messenger RNA, 6819 nt
Organism: Astyanax mexicanus (Mexican tetra)
Lineage: Eukaryota; Metazoa; Chordata; Actinopteri; Characiformes; Acestrorhamphidae
Product: golgin subfamily A member 6-like protein 22
Exons: 2
Coding region: 153-2234 (693 amino acids)
Molecular function (GO): GTP binding
Source: RefSeq, a predicted model, not a curated record
AGACACCUGAGCACUUUUUUUUUACAAAAACGGCUCACAUGUCAUUCAUUCAUACUAGAGACCACAACUAGACAUUUUAAAAUGAAAGAAAAAACGACGGAAGGUGACCUUUAAAGAAGCUGUUUAGAGAUAUUGGAGAUUGUUAUUACACCAUGGCUAAGUAUUUUGAUGCUCAGGUUGAAACACAGCUGAAGUACAAAAGGAAAAUUGAAAAUCUACUAAAAGAAAUCAGUGAUCUCCAGUCAAGGAACAAGGAUCAACAAGAAGAUCUGUUCAAAAACCAUGACACUCUGCGGAUUGUCCUGCUGGGGAAGACUGGAGUUGGAAAGAGUGCGACUGGGAACACCAUCUUGGGAAAUGAAGUGUUUAAGGAAGACUUUGGUGGAUCAGUUACCAUUGUGUGUCAGAAAGAAACAGCUGAAGUCAACGGCAGGCAGAUUACAGUAAUUGACACUCCGGGACUUUUUGAUACAAAUGUUGAUAAUGAAGAGAUCACUAAAGAAAUCACUAAAUGCAUCUCCAUGGCAGCUCCAGGUCCACAUGUGUUCCUGCUGGUGCUGGCUGCAGGACAGCGCUUCACACAAGAGGAGCAAGACACAGUGAAGAUGAUCCAAGAUACUUUUGGGGAGAAGUCUAAAAUGUACACGAUUGUGCUCUUCACUAGAGGAGAUGCACUAAAAGGAAAACCCAUUGAAGAGUACAUAAUGAAGUCUGGGACUAAACUACAAAGAUACCUGCUUGAAUUUGGAAACAGAUAUCAUGUGUUCAAUAACAACAAUAAUAAUACCAACACCACCCAGGUCACUGCUCUACUGAAGAAGAUCGACUCCAUGGUGAAAGUAAAUGGAGGAAGCUGCUACACUAAUGAGAUGUUCCAGCAGGUGGAGAAAGCUCUUCAGCAAGAACAGGAGAGAAUCCUGAAGGAGAGAGAAGAGGAGAUAGAGAGAGAGAAAGAAGAACUGAGAGACAAACAUGAAGAUGAGCUGGAGAAACUGAGAAAACAGAUGCAAGAACAAAAAGAGGAGCAAGAAAAAGCAGACAGGAGAAAAGAGGAUGAAUUUAAAGAAAGAGCACUGCAAAUAAAAAACGAGAUGACAGAAAGAGAACUGAUACAAAGAGAAGAUUUCAAGAAAAGAAGAGAAGAGGAUGAAAAACAAAUGAAAGAGUGGAUAGUUCAAAUAAACAGAGAAAGGGAGGAAACCAGAAAACAGUGGGAAAAACAAAGAGAGGACGAUCAGAGACGGAGAGAUCAAGAGGAGGAGCAGAGAAGAAAGGCAGAAGAAGAUUGGAAAAACCAACAGAGCGAAGAAAAAGAGAAUAUUGAGAGAGAAAGACGAUUAAUACAAAAAGAAAAGGAAAAUCAGCAGAACUUACAGAAGGAGUACGAAAGAAAGAAACAAGAGGAGGAGAAAAGAAUAAGAGAAUUAGAAGAGAAAAUUAAACAUGCAGAGGAAAGUAAAAAGAAGGAGCUGCAGGAGCAACUGUUAGCUCAGCAGAGAGAAUGGGAGAGGAUAAAGGACGAGGAGAAGAGGAGAGAGGAACAGCAGUGGUGUUGGGAGAAAAAAAUGGCAUCUAUUGAGGAAUUGAAUUUACAGCAGAUCAGAAAACAAAAAAAUUAUGAAUGGGAAAAACAAAAAGAAAAAACGGAGCGAGAAAUUAAAGAAAAGGAGAGAAAGGAGACAGAAGAAAAAGAGAAGAAGAGGAUAGAGACUGAAGCAAAUGAGAAGUUAAGAAAGAUGGAAGAAAAAAUGAAAGCAGAGAGAGAAAAAGAGGAGGAAGAAAAAAGAAAAAGAGAUGAACAGUUCCAAAAGGAACUGAAAGAUCAGCUGCAGAAACAGCAAGAUACGUUUGAAAGAGAGAAAGUGUUAAAGGAGCAAAAACGAAAGGAUGAAGAAAAGAUAAACAUUGAAUUCCUUAAAGAAACUCACAAGAAGGAGAUGAAUGAGCUGAAGACUCAGACUGAACUCGCAGCAAGAAAAAAAGCAGAGGCAGAGUUUAAUGCGCAACUUGAUGAAAAAGUUAAAGAAGCAAAAGAUAAAGGAUGUAAAGAGGGUUUUGAAAAAGCAGAGUCAGAUUUUAAUGUGCAACUUGAUGAAAAAGUUAAAGAAGCAAAAGAAAAAGGAUUUGAAGAGGGUUUUGAAAAAGCAGAGGCAGACAGAACAAGACCAGGUCGAGGUGUAGAUAGAUUUGUCAAUUGGGUUUGUGGGUCAAAGAAGGAAGCAAAAGAUAAUUGAAAAGGUCAAUAGGUGUUUUAUAGAGUGUUCAUUUGAGACAUGUGUUUUAUCAUUCAAUCUUUUAAACACAAGAUGGAGUUAUUCAUUUAAGUAGUUGAUUAAUUUGAGUAAUGGAGGCAAUAGAUAGACCCGACAGGUGCCUUGAAAACUUAGUCACUCCCCUUUUCCACAUUUUUUACAUUACACCCACAAACUUAAAUGUGUUCACCUGUGUGUAAUUUAUUUUCAGUAUAAUAGCUUUUCUGUGAGGGCCUCAGAGGUUUGUUACAGAACACUAGAAUAAGUGGCAUGGUAGCUUCCAGACACAGGCUAAUUAUAUACAGCUGGAGCUUUUUUACUCUUUAGAGAAAGGCUUCAUUUUAGACUGGACAGGAUUCCAAAUAGGACGAGAAUGUAAACCCAUCUGAAUGGAUUUAGUAAUGAACAGUGUAGCUUUAAUGAAAGACGUUUUAGCCUACUCUUAGCCUACUCACACAGCCAGCUGUGGUAUCUAAUGCUAGCCUGCUACUGUAGCUUAGCUUGACUAACGCUAUAACGCUUAACUAACUCACAGCUAUAGGAGAACAGCAGCUGAAUGCUGCUCUUCAGAAACUCUGUUUCUAACUUUAAAACCCUAAAAAAGUGAUUGUUUUAAUUAAAUCACUCGAAUAAAAAGCCUAUAGCAACCAAACAAUUACAUUAGGGUGUAAUCUGAGUUUCCCAAAUAGUAAUGUAGCAUUAGCAUUUAUAUUACGCUUUGUGUUCAUCUCGUAAAAAACUACGCUACUGGCUACGCUAAUGUUCUGAAGGCAUUAUUAUUGUUGGUUGCCAUAAUGAAUCAGGUGUAAAUAACUGUGUGAAUACUGUGUAAAUGACAAGUCCAUGAUGCAUUGAAACAUCAGAAUACUGUGGAGUAAUAUAUGUGGAAUUGUUAAAUAAACAGUUUAGUAUAAUUAUUUGGAACCAGCUAAAUUAUAGAAGUUAAACUUGCUUCAGUUGAUUGGGUUAUUGUAAUGCAUAGGUCAGGUGUGGCUGCUGUAAUGAGUAAAUGGCAAAAUGUGUACAUACACAUACACAAGCUAUAAGCAGUCUUUUCUGUAAUAGAAAUUUCUCUGGUCAGAUGAGCCCAAACUUAAAUGUUUUGCCCUAAAUGCUGAAUUCACCCUCCCCAUUUUUUUUACUAUUCACACAAUUACUUGUUACAAUGGGUAUUAAGAGGCCUUCACUGAAUAGUGUUAUUUAUAUUGUGACUAAACUGCACACAGCUGGACUCUCAAUAAAAUACAUAAAAAUUUGUGGGUGUAACGUUCAAGUGGUAUUUUUUAAAUGAAAUAAACUCAUCAGCCAGUAAUUUAUAAACAACAAAUCAAUGAAGUAGCAGCAUCUGAAAAUCUAGUAGGUUAUUGGAUGUUCAAAUGCUGCUCCAAUAAAUGGAUUAAAUUGAGAUUAAGGAGCCAGAUUUAGGGUCAGGGUGAUGGUUAGGAUUAGGUAUUGGACUGAUGAUAAGGUUAGGAUUAAGGCCAGGAUUUGGGUUAGAGCUAGGCGUUAAACCUGAGGUUAAGGUUAGGAUAGGUUUUGGGUAAAACUAGUUUAGGAUUUGCUUAGUGGAAGUAGCAUAUUAGGUGUACUUCAUGUAACAUACAUUAUAAUGCCAAUAUAAUUUGGUCACCCAUCAAAAUUGCUUCUAUAAACAUUAGUGAAAAAAUUGGUCUCUCUCAGGAACUCAGUGAACUCCUCCUGUGUGGUACCGUGAUAGAAUACAGCAUCUGUGCAACAAGUUCAGUUCAAAUUUCCUCACUACUAAAUUUUUCACAGUCAACUGCCAGUUGUAUUAACAAAAUGGAAUCAAUUUUGAAGGACAGCUACUUAGGACACAUAAUAUCAAGGGUCAAGGGGGUCAAGGAAUGAUGAGCCACAUAGUGUGCAAAGAUCAUCAACUUUCUGCAGAAUCAAUCACUUCAGACCUCCAAACUUCAUGUAGCCUUCAGUGCAAAGAGACCUUCAUGGAAUUGGUUCCCAUGGCUGCAUCCAAGCCUUACAUCACCAAAUGCAAAUCAUCGGAUUCAGUGGUGUAAAGUAUGCCACCACUGGACUCUAGAGCAGUGGAAAGGUUUUCUCUCAAGUGACAAAUAAUGCUUCUUUGUCUGGCAAUCUGAUGGACGAGUCUGGCUUUGAUGGUUGCCAGGAAAACGUUACUUGUCUCAUUACGUAAAGUUUGGUGGAGAGGUCAUUUGGUGUGGGGUUGUUUUCAGGAGUUGGGCUCGGCCUCUUAAUCAUACAAAGAGAUUUUAGUAAAUUCCAUGCUCCCACCUGUAAACAGAUCGGGGACACAAUCAGUCAAAUUGUUAACAAUAUUUUUUCUUUUCACUGUAAGACACCUUCCAAAUUGUAAAACCUGUAAAAUGUAAACACAGAAAAAGUAGGGUAGAUAUGAAACCCUGACAAAAAUUUACUAUUUUAAAAGUGCUGUUAAAAUUUGAAGCAUGGUCAAAUCAGGUUUUAGAAUACAAAAUAUCAACUUUUUCUACAAGGUUGGCUUCGAUAGAACCCUACCAUGACUAAGCCUCACAAACCUGCUUCUUUUACGCAAUAGAAUUAAUCAGUGGAAUGAUCAAAACAUAUCUAUAUUGUUUUUAAUACAGCCAAUCAAUACAGUUUCUAAGAUCAGUGAUCAAAGUUUCAUGCUAUGAAAUGAUAAAUGAUUUUCAUUCAUUGAUUAUGAUUUGAUUCACAGUGAUAAAUACAGCUCUUAAAAAAAAGAAACUCAAAUAUUAUGAGUUUCUUUGAUUUUGCCAAAUUGAAAACCUCUGGAAUAUAAACAAGAGGAAGAUGGAGGAUCACAAGCCAUCAAAUCAAGCUGAACUGCUAGAAUUUUUGCACCAGGAGUAAAGGCAUAAAGUUAUCCAAAAGCAGUGUGUAAGACUGGUGGAGGAUAUCAUGCCAAGAUGCAUGAAAACUGUGAUUAAAAACCAAAUAUUGAUUUCUGAACUCUUAAAACUUUAUGAAUAUGAACUUGUUUUGUUUUCAUUAUUUGAGGUCUGAAAGCUCUUUUUUGUUAUGUUAGCCAUUUCUAAUUUUCUGCCAAAAAUGCUCUAAAUGACAAUAUUUUUUAUUUGUUGUAUUUAGUUUAUAGAAUAAAACAACAAUGUUAAUUUUACUUAAACAUAAACCUAUAAAUAGCAAAAUCACAGAAACUGAUUCAGAAACUGAAAUGGCCUCUUUUUUCAGAGCUGUAUGUAGGUAUGUGUGUAUGUAUGUGUGUGUGUGUGUGUGUGUGUGUAUGUGUAUAUAUAUAUACACACACACAGGUGGUUUGCCCCAUCAUUAUUUCUUAUUUUCUUGCAUGUUUCUCACUCUUUAUUUAAAUAUUAUUCAAAGAAAACACAAGUAAACACAAAAUGCAGUUUUUAAAUGAAGGUUUUUAUUAUUAAUGGAGAACAAUUUCGAAUCCACAUGGCCCUGUGUAAAAAGUGAAAAAGUAAAAAAAGUAAAAAUGCCUCAGUUGAGGUCAGUGUUAAUGAUAGUAAGAAAGAGACCGGUCUAAAAUUUUAACUAUAGGAGAGUUUCAAGGCAAAAAUCACUGCUGACCAAAAAUAACAUAAAGACCUCCCUUACAUUUGAUCUUGAUGAUCCCCAAGACUUUGGGAAAAUAUCCCUUUGGCUGACGAGACAAAAGUGAAACUUUUACAUCUGGCCCAAAACUAACACAUAAUUUCAGAAAAGAACAUCGUACUGAUUGUAAAAUAUGGUGGUGGUAGUGUGAUGGUCUGGGCCUGCUUUGCUGCUUCAGGACAGUUUACUGUAAUAGAUAGAACCAGGAAUUUUGAUCUCCUCCAGAAAAUCCUGAAGGAAUGUCCGGCCAUCUGUUCAUGACCUCAAGCUCAGGCCAAUCGACAUCAAGAAACUGAUCAGAAGCACCCCAGCAAGUUCACCUCUGAAUGGCUUAAAACAAUGGUUUUGGUUUUGGAAUGGCCUAGUCAAAGUCUGAUUAAGAUGCUGUGGAUGAUCUUAAACAAGAUGUUCAUACCUGAAAACCCUCCAAUGUGUCUGAAUUAAACAAUUCUGCAAAGAAGAGUGGAUAAAAAUUCCUCCAUAGAGAUGUAAAAGACUCAUUGUAAGUUAUCGCCAAUGCUUGAGUGCAGUUGUUUCUGUCAAGUGUGGCACAAACAUUAUUAGGUUUAAUACUUUUUCACACAGGGCUGGUUUGGAUAGAUUUUCUCCCUUAAUAAAUAAACUAUCAUUUUAAAAAAAUAUUUUUUAUUUACUCAGGUUAUAUUUUUCUGAUAUUAAAGUUUUUUAGUUAAUCUGAAAAUUGAAAGUGUAAUAAAAUAAAAUAAGUAGGGGCAAAUAGUUUUUCACAGCAUUGUAUGUAUAUAUUUUUUUUCAUGUGAUUAAAUACAUUAAAUAUAUAUCUAAUAUAUAUAUUUAACAUAGUCAGAUUGAACUAACUACUUCUUUGCAUAGAGCCUUCUCAAAGUUAUUAGUUGAAAUGUAUUUGCUUAUGAGUGCUAAAUAAUGAUAUUAAUGAUUUGAAAUGUUUGAUCUUUUUCUGCUUGCAACUCUUGAAAAAAACUGUUUUGUCUGGCAUAUUCUUUGAAUAAACUGG